This is a messenger RNA of Leptidea sinapis, 1781 nucleotides long. Its product is annotated as cytochrome P450 4C1-like. Gene Ontology annotation, molecular function: monooxygenase activity; heme binding; oxidoreductase activity, acting on paired donors, with incorporation or reduction of molecular oxygen. The record is from RefSeq and is a predicted model, not a curated record. Bases 172 to 1641 code for a protein of 489 amino acids. NCBI's taxonomy places the organism in Eukaryota, Metazoa, Arthropoda, Insecta, Lepidoptera, Pieridae. The transcript is spliced from 10 exons.
UAUGCGGAUGUGUAAUGACGCGCAAUUUUUAGACAAAUAACAAUGUUGUUUGUAUUUUAAUAAGUUAUUUAUUCAAAAAAAUGUGUGCAAACUAUUAACACUGAGUGAAUUUGAAGUGAAUUUAUAUUGUAAACAUCGGCUUACGUUUAAGCUAACAUUUCUUUAAAAGCGAUGUUGUGGCAAAUAGGAGUCGUGGUCCUGGUAAUUCUACUGAUUAAAAACUUCCUGCACCAUGAGCAGUCCUCACUAUCCAAGCUUCCUGGUCCUCCAAAACUGCCAAUUUUUGGAGAUGCCCUUAGCUUCAUUUGGCUUACACAAGAGCAAAUGUUUAAAAAGCUAGUACAGUUGCAAUACCUAUAUGGACACAGAGUCGUAGUAAAAAUAUUCAAUAAAUAUGUUUUACAACUAUAUGACCCGAAGGAUAUCGAGAUUAUUCUGACACACACCAAAAAUAUUGCAAAGAACAAGCCAUACGAGUUUAUGACGCCUUGGCUCGGCACUGGCCUUUUGAUUAGUUCAGGAUCAAAAUGGCAUAAGCGUCGUAAAAUAUUGACACCAGCAUUCCACUUUGAUGUUCUUAAGAGCUUCGCGAGGGUUUUCGAGGAAUCUAGCCGGGUGAUGGUGAACGAGCUGAUACAGCAGCUGCAGAAUGGACACGAUGUGCUAAAUGUGAUGCCCUUCAUCAGUGAUUUUACACUUAGUACUAUUUGCGAAACUGCAAUGGGAACAAACUUAAAUAGUGAUAAAAUUGACGCAAAUAGAUUGGAAUACAAGCAAUCCAUUCUAGACAUCGGAACUCUAAUUAUGAUACGUUUAACAAGAUUUUGGUUGCAUCCCGCAUUAAUAUUUAAUAAUCUACCGAUUGGGAAAAGAUUUAAGAAAUGUCUUCAAGAUAAUAAUUCAUUUACGGACAGAGUUAUAGAAGAGAGAAGGAAGAAAAGGAGAGACACAGAAGUAGAGGUUAAUGGUGGUAGAAGAAGAAUGAUGUUGCUUGACCUAUUACUUGAUGCUGAAAGUAAAGGUGAAAUCGAUUUAAGCGGGAUAAAGGAAGAAGUGAAUACGUUUAUGUUUGAGGGUCACGACACCACAGCAAUGGCGUUAACGUUUGGCUUGAUGCUGUUAGCCGACCACGAGGAAGUGCAGGAUCUUAUACACGAUGAGUGCAAAAGUAUAUUUGGUGAUUCAAUGCGAACUGCAACUUUGAGCGAUCUGGCUGAGAUGAAGUAUUUGGAGGCCACUAUAAAAGAGAUACUGAGGCUGUACCCGAGCGUGCCCUUAAUUGGGAGGACAAUUGAAGAAGAUUUUAUGUUGGGUGACAUCAAAGUGACAAAGGGUGUUGAAGUGAUGCUCCACAUCUACGACCUCCAUCGUCGCGAGGAUCUGUUCCCUGAGCCCGAGCAGUUCAGGCCUGAGCGGUUCCUGAGCGGGGAGAAGAUGAACUUCACAUUCAUACCGUUCAGUGCUGGACCUAGAAACUGUAUAGGGCAGCGCUUCGCGAUGCAAGAGAUGAAGUACAUGCUGAGUGAGAUGGUCCGACACUUCAAGUUAUUCCCCACUGUCAAGAACUUCAAGCCAACCAUGAAAGUAGACCUGGUCCUCAGAACCGAUGAUCCUAUCCGCAUUAAGUUAGCUCUGCGAUAAAGAAAUACUGCUCAUUGGGAUCCUAGACCUAUAUAAUAAUAAUAAUGUAUGUAUAGUAUUUGAUAAUAAAUAUGUAUCUACCUAUAAUAAGGAAUGCUUUAUCUACAUUCACUCAGCAGAAUGUGUAUUUAUUUAUUUUA